Molecule: messenger RNA, 3978 nt
Organism: Manacus vitellinus (golden-collared manakin)
Lineage: Eukaryota; Metazoa; Chordata; Aves; Passeriformes; Pipridae
Gene: ECHDC1
Product: ethylmalonyl-CoA decarboxylase 1
Exons: 4
Coding region: 678-1211 (177 amino acids)
Biological process (GO): fatty acid beta-oxidation
Cellular component (GO): cytosol
Molecular function (GO): enoyl-CoA hydratase activity
Source: RefSeq, a predicted model, not a curated record
UGCUUUAGCCUAUAGCUUUUACUAAUUGCAGAAAACACUUUUGUUCAACCAGUUGGUUGAGGGAAGAUUGUAUUUUUCAUGAUUUUAAAUCCAGUUUGCUUUUCCUUGUGGUGCAGGAUAGGCAGAAUAAUGGCCUAGAAUGCUGAAGGAUUUUCAUGCCCCCUAGUGGCUCUUCAUCCUCCUCUUCCUCUUUGUUCUCUUCCUCUCUUUGUCCUCCUUCUCGCAUGUUCAGUUGUUUCUAACUGUGAAACAAUACCUCAGGUCCCCUGCCUGUUCUUCUUUGCAGACUUGCUAACAUUAUGUAAGCAAAUCACAGAAGGCAAAUGAGUAGUGGAAUUUAAAGAAAAAAAUAUUUUUCUUUCUGUUUUUGUAAGCCUGGUUCCCAAGAGUGAGAACCUCAUUCUGGAGUGAGACUUGAAAAGCUGGCUACCUGAAAAGCAGGAGUGGCUCUUGAAAGGACAGAUGAGAGGAAGAAGGCACAAAGGAGAAUUUUGCUUUCCUUGGUCCUAGUCUAGAAGCCCUAGGACAGAGGUUCCCAAGAAGUAAGCCGUGGAGGGAGGCCUUUGGAGCAGUUGGAGAUAAUCUGGAAAUACUGUUCUAUCUGUCACGAAAGUGGACUGUAAACUCCUGCAGCAAUAAGAGCCAGUGUUACAGUUUUCUACUUUGUGAAGGAUGGGAUGAAUAUGUGCAUGUUUAUGCAAAACACCUUAACCAGACUUAUGAGGUUGCCUUUGAUCAGUGUUGCACUAGUCCAAGGAAAAGCUUUUGGAGGAGGAGCAGAACUUACCACGGCAUGUGAUUUCAGGUUGAUGACACCUGGAAGUGAAAUUCGGUUUGUCCACAAGCACAUGGGUCUGGUGCCAGGCUGGGGAGGAGCUGCCCGGCUGGUGCGGAUCGUGGGCAGUGGGGCAGCCCUGCAGCUGCUGAGCGGGACUGCGCGGGUGGACCCCGAGAAAGCUUUGCGCCUGGGAUUCUCAGAGCAGACCCUGUCAUCUUCAGAUGAAACCAGGGCCUUAGAAGAAGCCCGAGCCUGGCUGAGUCAGUACACAGAGGGUCCAGUCAGUGUGAUACGGGCUAUGAAAAAGGUGGUGACAGCAGGAAGAGAGCUCCCACUGGAAGAUGCCCUAAGGACAGAAAAGGACAUUUUCGGAACUGUAUGGGGUGGGCCUGCCAAUUUACAGGCAUUGGUUAGAAGACCAAAACAUAAAUGAUGGUCAGUGUAUAAGAAAUUGUUCUUGACCUUUUUGCAAACAAAGCUUUCACUAAAGCAGGCAUUGAACUUGCAUCAUUUAAGGACUUGCCCAUUUAAAACUGGCAUUAACAUUCCUGCCAUUCACUUCAGACAGUCAUAUUUGGUGUGCAAACACAGAGAAAUCCUUGGCAGAUUCUUUACUGUCCUAAUCACCCACUGAAUGGAGAUUAGUGAAAUUAGUAUGUAAAGGUAAAUAUUGUGCUGAGAAUAGAACUAUAAUUCUUUUGGAAUGAAGCUGAAGAUUAUUUUCUUUGGAGCUAAUUUUUUCUAACUGCUAUGGAAAGUAAUUACUUGAGUUAUAAUGUUUAUUUAUUUGCAGAACAGGUGCAUCUAAAGUUGCAAAUUAUGAGUUCCCCAACAUGAGACCAGUGUCUUUAAGCAGCUUGGAAAGGAUAAUAACCAGUGAGAGGGUAGUUUUUAUUUUUUCAUCUCUACUCAGUUCUUCGCUAUCCAAGGAUACUUCAAUUUUAAUGGUGUUUUUACAGAAGAAGCUUUAACUUACUGAGACCUUCUAGCCCUCAUUCACUGACACUGAUUCAGGUUUUUAAAUGCAUUUAGGAGUAUUCUCACUGCUCAAGGAAUCAACUACCUACACAUGCAUCUGCACAUGCCCAUAUCCUGGACCUGUGCAAAGCUGCUGACCUGGUUCUUUACAUAGAAUCUAGUUGAAAUCUUGGAAGGACAUGAUGAAUCAUACUCCCAAAUGGGAUGUCCUUAACUGACUGGGUGUCAGAGUACUUCAGCAUCCUGGUAAGACUUGUGUGUGGAUAUGUCUAUAUGUUUCUUUAGAGCAUUUUUUCUGGUAGGGCAUAUUUGGGCUGAUCAGAAGAUUUGGAACUGGGUUUCCACUUCAUGCUGGUGACUAUUCAAGUAAUUAGAUAACUCAUUGGGGAAGGUUUUAUCUUUAGAAAAUAGAAACUGACAGAGUCCCUGCUUUGGCAGAUGAUUCUUAAAAUUAAACAUCUAUGAGAGCAAAACCAUACAGACAUAUCUAUGACUGAGAGUUUCAUGUACUGUUGGUUAGGAUACUCUUGUCUCUAAAUCCAGCAGAGACGGAGAUCUGAGCCCAGAACCCAAGUACUCCGUGGGAGCAUGUUAACGAGGAAAGUUUGGGCUCUGUGUUUGGCCUGACUAGCUCCAGAUGAUGGAACAAGCUCCCCUAAGAAAGGCAAUUUCGUGGAUGGAAAUCCAUGUUACAAUUUCCACAGUGUGGUACGAUUCCUGAGUUUUAGACAGUGAGGUAACUACAUGUUUGAGGAUUUGGGGACAAAUCAAAGAUGAGAAUUUGGCUUGGAUUGCCUGUUAGGAUUCUGCAGGUUUUGAGCAGAUGCUGUGAUCUGCUAUGGAUGUUUCACUAUAUGGUUUUCACAGCAAGGAGCCCAAAGCAAUGAAGAGAAAUGCUGAAGAAAGGGAUGUGUUUUGAGUUGGCACCUCAGGGAAGAUAAGGAACUUGCCUCCACCCUGUAGAUCCUGCAUCUUUGCCUUAAUAUCUGAAGCACUGAUGGAGAAUGAUUUCAAAUGUCUCUUCCCCAAUAACAAAGUUCAAUUUUUACUUUCAGGUUAGAGAAGAGACAGGAAUGAGAACAUGGGGAGACUGUUCUGGUUUGUGCCUCUUUCUCCCCCUGCCCCUUUUUAUUCAAUAUCUCAGUUGUUAGUCCCCUGUGUAGCUGGAUUCUUUCCUGUGCCUUAAAGGACUUCAAACCCGUUACUUCACAGGUAUGAAUGUUUUAAUAUAGUCUGGCUGCACUUGACUGUUUAGUAAUGAAACUGUUCUGCUUUUCAUGGAGUUCCUCAAGACUCAUGAGAGACUCCAGACUGCCAGCAUCACUGAACCUUCAAAGCAUGCUCCAGUCCAUACUCAUCCAGCUUUUUGUAGCAAUAGCACAUCACGUUGAUGUGAGUCAAAAUAAAUGUGCUUUAAAGGGCAACUGGUUAUGUCUUUGCUAGUAGCAAGAACAGAUUUGCAAAUACUAAUACCCUAAUGACAUUUUUUAAAUGGGUGUGAAAAUUGCUUAGAACCUGAGCAAGACUCUUGAAUUUUUUUUUCUUUAGUGCAUUAGGCUCAUAAAUGUGUAUUGGGUGAUACAAAUUUGAAAAGGAGGAAAUUGUAGCAAAAAAGCAGAAUUUGGUUGCCUUCACACUUUGAACCAGAUCGGUGCUGCCAGUAAGUGAAACUCAGUAUGUACACCUAUUGGGGAUCUCUUUCCAUUUUGAUUUGUAGACAGUGAGCUUAUUUCUCAUUUCAGCAAAUGCAUUUCCCCAGCCACCCUCUCUGACUUGUAUCAAAGGUCAACAUUUCCUUCUAAGAAAACAGGACAAAUAUUUAACUAGUACAGAGCAAGACACACUCAGACAGAAAGGGUUAUGGAAACUCAUUUUGUUGAUAUCAUAAAUAUACCAAACAUAGGUACAGGACAUUCUGAAGAUCAUUACAGGUCUUGAUCAAGGAUUUUGUGAGUACUCUAAUACCAUAUUCUCUGGUCUAUUUUCUAUUUGAAAAGGUAUUUUAGAGCCCUUCACGUGAAAACCAGCCCAGGUGAACUACCAUGAGUGCUAGGAUGAGAGCUCCAGACGGAGAUGAAAUGGAAUCCUGUUUUCCCCCUUUGAAAGCUAAAUGCUUUAUUUCAUAGAAUACUUGCUUAUCAUCUUAAAGUGACAAAUACCUGUAACCAGCAGCUGAUAAGCAUUUGUAUUUUCUUUAUUAAAAGACUACGAGCUUCCUCUCA